This is a messenger RNA of Cynoglossus semilaevis (tongue sole), 1611 nucleotides long. Its product is annotated as homeodomain-interacting protein kinase 1-like. Gene Ontology annotation, cellular component: cytoplasm; nucleus. The coding region runs from base 159 to 1382 and encodes 407 amino acids. NCBI's taxonomy places the organism in Eukaryota, Metazoa, Chordata, Actinopteri, Pleuronectiformes, Cynoglossidae. The transcript has a single exon. The record is from RefSeq and is a predicted model, not a curated record. Gene Ontology annotation, biological process: peptidyl-serine phosphorylation; peptidyl-threonine phosphorylation. Gene Ontology annotation, molecular function: protein serine/threonine kinase activity; ATP binding; protein tyrosine kinase activity.
UCUGUGUGCAAGAACUCUCCAACUGGUGCGACUUUAUGAAUGUGAUGUGAUAUUUUUCCACAACACCAUACAUUUAUGAGCAGUGACCGGUGUUUGUGGUCAGAACUUAGUGCUGACUUUUUCAGCAGGUGUUUGACAAAACUGUGAUUCUGUAAAGAAUGGUCCCCACUCUACCUGCCCAGAGUGAGCAGGUAGUACCACCAGGCACUCUUAACUCGGGCUCCUCCGUAUACUGCGUGCAGUCCAUCCUGGGACAGGGCGCCUAUGGCAUUGUUGUCAAAUGUGUAAGAAUAAAGGACAUGACCACUGUUGCCGUCAAGAUGAUUAAGCAACGGCCGUGUUUUCUGAAGCUAGCCAACAUUGAAGUGGCCGCUUUGAGCAGACUGAAGUCUCUGUGUGUUGACAAAUGCAACCUUGUCAAAUGGCACAGAGUCUUCAUGGACAAAGGACAUGUGUGUUUGGAGUUUGAACACCUUGACAAGAGUUUGUACGAGUUCCUGAAGGAGAGAGACCGCUGUUCACUUCUUCUGAAAGAGAUCAGACCCAUCAUCCAGCAGUUGGCCAAUGCACUCAACCAUUUAAAGCUCGCAGGCAUCAUACAUGCAGAUCUCAAGUUGGAGAACGUGAUGUUGGUCAGCCACGAGAAGGAGCCCUACAGGGUCAAAGUCAUUGACUUCGGCAUGGCCUGUAAGGACUCGGAGGCCAAAGUAGGGUCCUACAUUCAAAGCCGUCCAUAUCGAGCCCCAGAGAUCAUCCUAGGACUUCCAUUCACCGUGGCUAUUGAUAUGUGGUCUUUAGGUUGCUUGGCUGCUGCUCUCUACCUUGGGACCCAGCUCUACCCUGGAAAGACGGAGUACGACAUGAUGAGGUUCAUCGUGGAGACAAGGGGUCAGCCAGCAGACCACCUCCUCUCGCACGGACGAAAAACUUCUCGUUUCUUUCAGAGGGACAACAGUUCCACCCCUUCCCUGUGGAAACUCAAAAGCCCACAACAGUUCUAUACAGAGACAGGGAUUCGCCCAAUGAAGAACAAACAUUUCAGGGUUACCCGUCUGGAUGAUCUUAUUCACACUCAGGCCGUCCACUGUGAUAAUGCUGCAGAUAAAGUUGCUCAAAUGAGUGACGCACUAAUGUUUGUAGACAUGUUGAAGGAGAUGCUUCAUCUUGAUGCAACCAAACGAGCUACACCCGGUCAAGUGCUGCAGCACAAGUACAUCACCAUGCAGCACCUCAUCAGCAUGAUCCCUCACAGUAACCACGUAGUCUCCUGUUUUCACAUAAUGGACCGUUUUCAGGACAAAAAAGAUGCCCGUCCAUCUCUGCAGAAGAAUUCCCCCAGGUCUAAUAUUCCUGUGGAGCUGACUGCAAUGUACAGGAAAUAAAGGACUCUAUUAUUACUGCAAGGACCCAAGACUAAGUGAAAAUGUCCUGGACCUGGACCUGGAUCUGUUCAGAAUAACAACAAGUGCAUCCAGGAUACAAGAACAUCUUCAUAAGCAAAGAGCAAAAACGCCAAGCUCCAUGAGAAAGGCAGGUCGACUGACUCUUCAAACACACAAAAACAUCAGGUUGCAUCUUCAGCACCAGACUCAACGUCUAAUCAGAAAUAAA